ACGUCACAUCCAGCAAACCCGAUACGCACUGGGUUUUUAUAGACACAGGGUCGCACAUUGCGGUAACAGUGUUGUUAACGCAGAAAAAAAGAGGAGUUGUCUUUCUACACAGACAGUGCUGAUAUUUACAAAAGACCACUCAUACAAAAGGCGAGAGUUUGUCUCCAAGAUGAAUUUUGAGCAGCCUCCUCCGUACCCAGGCAAUGGCCCCACCGCCCCGGGCUACCCAGGCCAGGGCCCACCUCAACAGGGCUACCCCCCCCAGGGCUACCCUCCACAGGGAUACCCCGUGAACAUGGAGCAGCCGAACGCCGCGUACCCCAACUACCCUGCAGGACAGAUGGGCCCCGGAGGUCCUUACCCUGGCCCUGGACAGCCUGCUUACGGAUACCCAGGUCAACCGCAGCCUCAGUUUGGCUGGCAGGGGGGGGCCCCCCCUGGGCCCAUGUACGGGGAGGCUCCCAAAAACACAGUGUACGUGGUGGAGGACAGGAGAAGGGACGACUCAGGAGACACGUGCCUGACAGCCUGCUGGACUGCUCUCUGUUGCUGUUGUCUCUGGGACAUGCUGACAUAACUCGCCCCCCCCCGUGUUCGCCCCCCAUUUCUGUGCCUCAAGCCCUCCCCUCAUCUGCCUUAUACCUCGCACUCCUUUUACAAAUCCACCCCAAGUCUUGCCCGUCUAUAAAUAAAAGCCUUGAUUCCCAUAUGGAAGUCUCAUCUACCUUGAUGUGACCCCCCCCAGCACUGACCGGCCCACCCUGUCCAGGGGCUACUCCGUAGCAGCUUGUACCUAGCUUCUAAACAUAACCCUACGUUUCAGGCUCCUCUUUAGAAUCCUACACUAACGCACAACAGGCGCACACACACACACACACACACACACACGGUACACUUGGAUCUCAGGCUCAUCUGGUGUGAGGCUUUCUUGGCACUUUAUGAUGAUUACCUCUAUAAGAUACUACUCCUGUUUGCCAUGUCAACCAUCUCCAGCACUCCCUUCUGCUUCACCGAGGGUAAGCCCAUUACCGCGGACCCCCUCCCCUCUACACUCCAAAGGGCCGUUGACGAGCCACUGGCCGCUAUUAAGUUAACGCCUGAAAUGUGUCCCUUUCAGUUGCACAGGGGAUGUUUUUUUGCCGACGUAUGUCCUCCGGUGGAAUCAUAUGAAUGCGUUUUUAAAGAUGACAGCGAUUUGUUUGAUUACUGUUAACAGUCAAUGGCCACAUGUUUUGUUCCAUGAUCUUGUUAUGAAAAAAAAGAAUCCAAUGUUGUUUUUAUUAUAAAGCUUGGAAAUAAAACUGAAAAUAUGAAAAAAUUGCUUGCUUAACAGAAGACACCAAAUGACCUGUCGGAUGCCUUUUGUUUUGCCUUGAUGAGAAACUUGCAUUAAAAUGAGUUAUUCCCAUAAAG
Messenger RNA from Gasterosteus aculeatus aculeatus (three-spined stickleback), 1413 nucleotides. Its product is annotated as cysteine-rich and transmembrane domain-containing protein 1. Lineage: Eukaryota; Metazoa; Chordata; Actinopteri; Perciformes; Gasterosteidae. The record is from RefSeq and is a predicted model, not a curated record. Gene Ontology annotation, cellular component: extracellular exosome.